CGACGGACCAGUGGAGGGAGAUGACGUCCGAGUGCGGACACCUCGAGCAGCUGCGGGAGGUGUCCACAAGCCUCGAGGACAAGAGCUUCCUGAGUGUUCUGGACAGUGGCAGUGCACGGUGCAAGUGCGGGGCUGCCGACCCGAGCUUGCUGUGGCGGUGCCUGGGUGACUCGUGCGGUCGGGUCUCAUGCGGACGGACCGUUCGCGGCCACGCGCUGAAGCAUGCUUCCCGGAACGGAGCCGGGCACUCGGUGUGCAUCAAUGUGGCAAGCGGGCAGGUGUGGUGCUACGGAUGCGACGACGAGCUGUGGAUCGAUGCGACAACAGCCAACGCCAAGGCCAUUCUCCGGUUCCGCGCCCUGCUCCGCGGCGACGACCCGGACGCGCCCGACGACGAGGGCGAGGUGGCGGACAUGGCGCUGUCAGACUCGGCGCUGUCGAUGCCCGGCCUGCCGGCGCUUUGCACUCCGCAGCUCGACGAGGAGGUGCUGGCGGCUGGUGCCCGCCCGGGCUCGGGCCUCUGUGGCCUGCGCAACCUGGGCAACACGUGCUUCCUCAACUCGGCGCUGCAGACCCUCUCCAACUCGCCGCCACUCCACCGAGUCAUGCUUGCGCUCGAGCCGGAAAUGCUUCCAGCGCCGCGCUCGCGCGUUGCGCUCCUUCCCAAGUUCCACACCCUCAUCCGCGCCAUGUGGACUGCCCGUCGCGACUACCUCGCGCCGUCUGACCUUGUCCGCGCUGUUCAGGUCAUCAACCCCGUUUUCCGCGGCUACGCCCAGCACGACUCGCAGGAGCUGCUCCGCACUGUAGUUGACCGCCUGCACCAAGAGCUUACCCUCGAGCUACGGGGUCCGCCGCCUGAGGCGCCCAAGAAGGCACAGGCCCAGGGCCCGGCCAAGGUUCAGGAGAAGGCAGCGAAAGCCAAGGCAAAAGCCAAGGCAAAAGCCAAGGCCAAAGCCAAGGCAAAAGCCAAGGCCAAAGCCAAAGCCAAGGCCAAGGCGGCCCAUGGGCUCUCGGUCACCUCAUCAAGCUCCGACUCGGCCUCGCCCGAGCCGUCGUCCCCGUCGGCGUUUUCGUCGGCGUCGCCGCUGUCACACGAGCACGGCUCUGAUGCCGGCUCGGACGGCUCGGACGGCUCGACCCGUCGCAAACUCGAGGCCUCGCUCAUUGCCGACAUCUUUGCCGGCGAAAUGGUGUCUUCGGUCACAUGCUCCAACUGCGGGACGGUGUCUGCCACGCGCGAGCCGUUCUUUGACGUCUCGGUCGAGAUCCCGUCCAAGAAGGCGCGCGCCAAGCUCAAGGGAAGGACCUCGCACCUGCUGGGCGAAGUCGGCGCCGCCGCGCUUGACGCUGACGCCUCGCCCGGCGGCGGCACCUAUGUUGGUGGCGGUGAGCCGCCGCUCGGCGGCAGCAACGGCAAGCUGCAUGGCAAGGACAAGGGCAAGGGGAAGGGCAAGGCCAAGGCCAAGAGCAAGAGCAAGGGCAAAGCUCCUGCAAGUGACGAGGUGGCGGGCCCUGGUGGCGAGGCGGGCGGCGAGUCGGGCGGUUUCUUCCGCGGGCUUGCAUCGAUCUUUGGCCUUGGCGGCUCGUCACCGCUCACACUUCAAGACUGCCUCUACGCGUACUGUGCGCAGGAGAACCUUGUCGGGACCGAACGGUACCACUGCGAGAAGUGCGAUGAGAAGCACGACUCGCUGAAGGCGCUGGCGCUGGCGCGGCUCCCGGAAAUGCUCACCAUCCACAUCAAGCGCUUCCGCUAUGACUCGUACUUUGGCUCCAAGGUCACGACCCGGGUCGAGUUUCCGUUUGAGCUCGACGCUGCGCCGUUCCUCUCCCGCCGUGAGCCCGAUGUGACGACUGAGGCUGCUGCGGCGUCGUACCGCCUCUCGGGCCUGGUCAACCACCGCGGGUCGAUGACCGGCGGUCACUACGUGGCCUACUGCCGCAAUGCCGUCGACAACGAGUGGUACCUUUUCGACGACACGCGAGUCUCGCAGGUCACGCCCGACGCUGUCGCCGCCGCCGAGGCCUACAUCCUGGUCUACGAGCGGGUGGCGCCGCAGGCGCAGGCCGUUCGCGACCGGGUCUUCCGCGCCCUUGACGCUGCUGCCGGGGAUCUCGCCGCGCCCGACGUCGACAAAGACCUUGUCUACAUCUCGCGCCACUGGUACACCAAGUUCCGCGUCCUCUCGCGGCCCGGCCCGGUCUCGUCGGCCGACGUCGUGUGCGAGCACGGCGGCCUGGCCCUGCCGUCGCCGCUUGACAUGGCCGGCGAACUUCCGCCCGACGCACCGCUGCCGAUCUUUGGCAUUCCUGACCACGUCUACACACUGCUAGUCUCGCUCUUUGGCGCCGCCGAUCCACCGCUCCGCUCGCCGGAACCAUGCGCUGCCUGCCUUCGCGCCGCCCGCGCCAUGGCUGACCAGCGCGCCAAGGAAAAGCACUUUAUCGCACGCAACGACUCGUCGACCAUCGCCGAGGGCGAGUGCUGGUACCUCAUCUCCAACGGUUGGAUCGAGCGCUGGCAUGCCUUUACCACCGGAACCGACGUCCUUCCGGGCCCCAUCGACAACCAUAUUCUGCUCGACGACUCGGGUGAGCCGCUCCCGCGCCUCCGCAAGUCGUACGACUACCGCGGCCUCAACCGGGCCGUCUGGGACUUUUUCGUCUCGCAGCACGGCGGUGGCCCGCCCAUCGUCCGCGCCCAGCUCGACAUCUAUGAUCCCACGCCCAUCGCUACGACCUCACCGCAUUCGUCGUCGUCGUCUUCUCACGACGAUAGCGGACCUUCGGCUCAGGAGCGGGCGGCAGCGCGGGCGGCGGCGCUCAAGGCGGUCGAGGAGCGCAAGGUCGCGCGCGAGCGGGCGGCGGCGCUGGCCGAGGAUGCCUCAGUCUUUAGCUACACGUCGACGAGGCCCGAGCCCGAGGCGAGUGCAGCAGCUUCCCUUGCGCAGGCGCCCAAGGAGCAGUCCAAGUACAUUGCCAAACUAGUGGCCAAGGCCAAGGAGCGCGAGCUGGAGAUCGAGCUGGCGCGCGAGCGAAAGCUGCUGCGUGAGCAAGAGAACGGCGCCGAGGAGUUUGCCGAUAAGCCGGUCUACGUCACCCAGGCGUACAAGGACAAGCUUGCCGAACGCGACGCCGCCGUUGCGGCUCUGGCGUUGGCCGACACCGAGAUUGCGUCUCACAACGCGGCGUCGCCGGCCGAGUUUGCUCUCUCCGUCCGGGCUCCGCCGCCGGCGCCCGUAUCCGGCGCCCGAUCGCGGUCGCGGUCGCGCGAGCGUGACGUCGCACCUGGCGAUCCCCCUUCCCGGGCCCGAGCCCAGCGCAUGGCACCGUCGGUCGCGGCAGCCGUGGCGGCCGCUGAGGCCUCACGGAACCGCGAGGCAGCGGCUGAAGCCGCCGCCGCCGCCGCCGCCGCCGCCGCCGCCGAAGCGGCCAAGGCAGCGGCAGCUGCUGAGGCCGCCGCCGCCAAGGCUGCUAUGAUCGAGGCAGCUCGCCAGCGGGCGGUGGCACGGCUUGCAGCUCGAGCCUCCUAA
Messenger RNA from Thecamonas trahens ATCC 50062, 3536 nucleotides. RefSeq names its product ubiquitin carboxyl-terminal hydrolase 20. Bases 21 to 3536 code for a protein of 1171 amino acids. The transcript is spliced from 3 exons. The record is from RefSeq and is a predicted model, not a curated record. NCBI's taxonomy places the organism in Eukaryota, Apusomonadida, Apusomonadidae. Gene Ontology annotation, molecular function: cysteine-type deubiquitinase activity; zinc ion binding. Gene Ontology annotation, biological process: regulation of alternative mRNA splicing, via spliceosome; protein deubiquitination.